This is a messenger RNA of Carlito syrichta (Philippine tarsier), 2299 nucleotides long. It is a transcript of the gene CNOT6L, whose product is annotated as CCR4-NOT transcription complex subunit 6 like. The transcript is spliced from 11 exons. Gene Ontology annotation, molecular function: poly(A)-specific ribonuclease activity; protein binding. Gene Ontology annotation, cellular component: nucleus; CCR4-NOT complex; cytoplasm. The record is from RefSeq and is a predicted model, not a curated record. Bases 10 to 1662 code for a protein of 550 amino acids. Lineage: Eukaryota; Metazoa; Chordata; Mammalia; Primates; Tarsiidae. Gene Ontology annotation, biological process: nuclear-transcribed mRNA poly(A) tail shortening.
CUAAUAGGGAUGCCAAAGGAAAAAUAUGAUCCUCCAGAUCCUCGCAGAAUUUAUACCAUCAUGUCAGCAGAGGAGGUAGCCAAUGGGAAAAAAUCUCACUGGGCAGAAUUAGAAAUCUCUGGUAGAGUGCGGAGCUUAAGUACAUCACUUUGGUCAUUGACACAUUUGACAGCACUGCACCUAAAUGACAAUUACCUUAGUCGCAUUCCACCUGAUAUUGCCAAGCUUCAUAAUCUGGUUUACCUGGAUCUGUCAUCCAAUAAACUCAGAAGUUUACCAGCAGAACUAGGAAACAUGGUGUCUCUCAGGGAAUUGCUUUUAAAUAACAAUCUGUUACGGGUUUUGCCUUAUGAACUUGGACGGCUCUUCCAGCUACAAACUCUAGGUUUGAAAGGCAAUCCUUUAUCACAGGAUAUUCUCAACUUAUACCAGGACCCAGAUGGAACCCGAAAGCUACUGAACUUCAUGCUUGACAAUCUUGCAGUUCAUCCUGAGCAGCUUCCUCCGAGGCCAUGGAUUACAUUAAAAGAACGAGACCAAAUUCUGCCAUCAGCAUCAUUCACGGUUAUGUGUUACAAUGUGUUAUGUGAUAAAUAUGCUACCCGGCAGCUAUAUGGCUAUUGCCCAUCCUGGGCAUUAAACUGGGAAUACAGGAAAAAGGGAAUUAUGGAAGAAAUUGUUAACUGUGAUGCAGAUAUCAUUAGUCUUCAGGAAGUAGAAACAGAGCAAUACUUCACUCUCUUUCUGCCAGCAUUGAAGGAGCGUGGAUAUGAUGGAUUUUUUUCUCCAAAGUCACGUGCCAAAAUCAUGUCUGAGCAGGAGAGAAAGCAUGUGGAUGGUUGUGCAAUAUUCUUCAAAACAGAGAAAUUUACAUUGGUACAGAAGCAUACAGUGGAAUUUAACCAAGUGGCAAUGGCUAAUUCCGAUGGAUCCGAAGCUAUGCUGAACAGAGUGAUGACAAAAGACAACAUUGGUGUCGCUGUGGUAUUAGAGGUCCACAAAGAACUAUUUGGAGCAGGUAUGAAGCCUAUUCAUGCUGCAGACAAACAGCUGCUUAUAGUGGCAAAUGCCCACAUGCAUUGGGACCCAGAGUAUUCUGAUGUGAAACUCAUCCAGACCAUGAUGUUUGUCUCAGAGGUUAAAAACAUUCUGGAGAAAGCCUCUAGUAGGCCUGGCAGCCCAACUGCAGAUCCUAAUUCCAUCCCGCUGGUGCUAUGUGCAGAUCUUAACUCAUUGCCAGAUUCAGGUGUUGUGGAAUAUUUAAGCAAUGGAGGAGUAGCUGACAACCAUAAAGACUUCAAGGAACUAAGGUACAAUGAGUGUCUUAUGAACUUCAGCUGCAAUGGAAAGAAUGGAAGCUCGGAAGGGAGAAUCACACAUGGCUUCCAACUUAAGAGCGCCUAUGAAAAUAACUUGAUGCCUUACACCAAUUACACCUUUGAUUUCAAAGGCGUGAUUGACUACAUUUUCUAUUCCAAGACUCAUAUGAACGUGCUUGGUGUCCUGGGGCCUUUAGAUCCUCAAUGGCUGGUUGAGAACAACAUCACUGGGUGUCCACACCCUCACAUCCCUUCAGACCACUUCUCACUGUUAACACAACUUGAACUCCACCCUCCACUCCUGCCUCUUGUCAAUGGUGUUCACUUGCCUAAUCGGAGGUAGUGGAGUACUACCCCGCAAAGACGGGGAUAUGUUGCUAUGGACCUGUACAGUUGUAAAUCAAAGUAUGUAGGAGUGAAGUAUGGCCAUCCUUAAGCUGCUUCUUCAGGUUCCUUUCAUUAUGUGUUUGCUGUAAGCCUUUGUACAUUUUUGUGCAUAUUGGUAUCAUUUGGCACUAGGUCCAGAACCAAAGUUUUAAUCUCUUUCCAAAAUUUUAACUUAACUUGUUUUUAAAUUGAAUCUUCUUAGUAUUAUAAUAGGAGUCAGCAUUCAUAAUUGAUAAAUUAACAGUUUGAGGCCCAACAACAGUGUGUUUGUUUUUCUAAAACAAAUGUUUUCUUUUGAAUGAUUUCAGAUGAGCCAACAUUUCUGUAAAAGGCAGUUUUUAAGAACUAUAAAUAAAAGAUUUUAAACAGAAUGAUGGCAUGCCUUUCAGGGGAUACUUUCUUGAAUUUGUGUUUUCCUUUAUAAUAAACUGAUUUUUGAAUUCCCAAGUCAUUUGCACAUUAACAGAGCACUUAAAUUUGCGUGAUCUGUAUAUAAACUAUGAUAUAGCCUCUAGCCAUAAGAAAAUUUGGGAAAGAAAAGAUGGUUGCACAAUAUGCUUUCAAAAUCAAGCAUUUAGCAUCUCAUGACAAUC